GGAGCGUUCUUGUUACGUUUUGCUUGUUAGUAUUGCUCAAACGAUCGACAAAAACACGGUUCGCUUUAAAGUAUCUAGUGAAACAGUGAUAAAUCAUUUUAUUAGUAAGAUUAGUGCUGAUUUCAUUUUAACAGUGAUACACAGUGGCAGAUUUAAAAAGGACGUGAUAGGAUUUUGUUAAUAGAAAAUAGUUUAAACGUUUAUCUCAAUUACAUCCAUCUCUGAAAUGAGUAAAUCAAAUAAUGUCUUGUGAAAAUAAUUGAUCAACAAAUAUUUUUUUAUUAAAUUUGCUCAGUAUAGUAUAAUAACUGUGUAUUUAGUUAAUUAAAUCAUGAGCUGUCAGAAAAGAACGUACAGUGAAAUCGUUGUAAAUAAAGACAAUUUCUUAGUGUAUUGUACACUAAUUUUAAGUUUAAAGUUGGUUCUGGGCAACGACUUUAGCAGUCCUCCUACCACAGUAAAAGCUAUAGAAAAUAAUACUGUUCUAUUACCCUGUUAUUUAAACACGCUGUCAAAUGAUGAGGCUUAUGCCGUGGCAGUUAGAUGGUACAAAGGAGAAGAUCUACUUGGAGAUAGUGGUAAUGAAACAGUAAUAUUGCCAGAAAGGCACAUUUUAUGGGAUAAUGGAUCGUUAGAAAUCAGAACGGUUCAACCUCCUGAUACAGGAGAAUAUACUUGCGAAGUUAUAAGACCUGAACCAUGGGGUGCCGUAAAACAACGCCAUGCUAUUGAAGUUUUACAUCCCCCAUCGGUGGAGCCAUUCCCCUUAACGGGGUUCUUACAAGUAAAAUUAGGGGAAGAAGUACGAAUGUCUUGCAAAGCUGAUGGAGUCCCUUAUCCAUUAAUUACAUGGACCAGGAAGGGUGAAGAGUUAAAACUAUUAGAUCAUAGAGAACUACUGAUAUUCACUGGAUCUGAUAGAUACCUGGCAGGAGAGUACGAGUGCAUCGCCGCAAAUGGAGUAGGAGAACCAGCUAGAGCUAAAAUCCAGCUUAGUAUUAUUUAUCCGCCAGAAAUAAUGACACUGCGUUCGUGGAUACAUACUGCUCCAGGACAUAGAGCUCAAAUAGAAUGUCGAGUAUCUGCUGAUCCUCAAGCGAUAGUGACAUGGUUAAAAGGAGACGUAGUAGUUCCUUUGGACAACAGGGUAGUGUCGAUAAUAGACGGAGAUAAGCAUAUACUCUUAAUCCGUAACGUGCAAAGAAGUGACUUUGGAAUCUACACUUGUAGAGCUAUAAACGAAUUGGGCCAAGGCGAAGUCCAUAUUCAAUUAUCUGGUGUGCCCAAUCCAGGAGUAUUUAAAAGAGCCGAUAAUAAUCUAGAUUCAGAUAAAACUACAUACACUCUUAUUUGGGAAGUUGACAGUUAUACCCCUAUAAUAGAAUAUUCCCUCUGGUUUCGACCGUACAGAACUGGAAGAGGUUUAAAUCGACCCGAUUGGACCAAACUGACUAUUCCAACGGAACACAAUUCCGGACCGGUAUACUCCAAAAGCUUUACUUUAAAAGGUCUAAAAGAAAAGACAAUAUAUGAAGUACUGUUGGUAUCGAGGAAUCGAUAUGGCUGGUCGAAACCCAGUCCCAUAUUGAGAUUUGCAUCGCCAGGAGCAACUUUAAACCAGGAUAUGAUUACUACGGUUCAAAUUGGUACUCAAGAAAACUCAAUACCAUUAGAUUUCAGAAUCUCGUCCGCUGGAUCACAAAAUAUCCUCAAUAUUGGUAGUUUAUUUAUUGUAGUAUGGUUCCUAUUCAAAAUAAAAUAACAUGUAUAUUUUU
This is a messenger RNA of Sitophilus oryzae (rice weevil), 1775 nucleotides long. RefSeq names its product neurotrimin-like. Gene Ontology annotation, molecular function: axon guidance receptor activity; protein binding. The record is from RefSeq and is a predicted model, not a curated record. Gene Ontology annotation, biological process: homophilic cell-cell adhesion; synapse organization. NCBI's taxonomy places the organism in Eukaryota, Metazoa, Arthropoda, Insecta, Coleoptera, Curculionidae. Bases 332 to 1762 code for a protein of 476 amino acids. Gene Ontology annotation, cellular component: plasma membrane; neuronal cell body; axon. The transcript has 9 exons.